Molecule: messenger RNA, 1694 nt
Organism: Corylus avellana
Lineage: Eukaryota; Viridiplantae; Streptophyta; Magnoliopsida; Fagales; Betulaceae
Source: RefSeq, a predicted model, not a curated record
UCCACUAUCCGAAACAAAAAACAACAUCAAGAAUCCAAAGAUGUUGCCGGCGACCAUGAUCGGCGGGGGGAUCAUGGCUAAGAAACAGAGACAAGGAAGCAGUGCACUAACAGGGAUGUGGGCGAAUAUGGGGUCUACCAUAGCCACCUUCAUGUUUGUGUGGGCGAUCAUCCGCCAAUAUUGUCCUUCUGUGCUUAGCCGCUCCUUUGAAAAAUAUACACACAGGCUUAUGGGAUACUUCUAUCCCUAUAUUCGGGUUUCCUUCCACGAGUUCAGAGGAGAUAGGCUCAGGAGUAGCGAAGCCUAUGCAGCUGUGGAGGCGUAUCUUAGCGCCAACUCUUCCAAGAACGCUAAAAGACUCAAAGCUGAGAUGGGUAAAGAUACCAGCAGCCUGACGUUGAGUAUGGACGAGUAUGAGAGAGUCACCGACGAGUUUGAAGGCGCUAAAGUCUGGUGGGUGUCGACCAAAAUUGUGUCGCAAUCGAGGUCUAUGUCGUAUUAUCCUGAGCCGGAGAAAAGGAUCUACACGAUCACGUUUCAUAAGAAGCACCGGGAGUUGAUCACAAAGUCUUACUUGGAGCAUGUUCUAAGCAAGGGGAAGGAGAUUAGAGUGAGGAAUAGGCAGAGGAAGCUCUACACAAAUACUUAUGAUCACAAGCUUUCCAGCCACAAGCAAACCAUGUGGAGUCAUAUCGUGUUUGAGCAUCCGGCAACCUUUGAAUCGAUGGCGAUGGAGCCGGAGAAGAAGCGGGAGAUUGUUGAAGAUUUGUUGACUUUCAGCAAGAGUAAGGACUUCUAUGCGAAGAUUGGGAAGGCGUGGAAGAGGGGUUAUCUGCUUUAUGGGCCGCCGGGGACCGGGAAGUCGACCAUGAUUGCAGCAAUGGCUAAUUUGUUGAACUAUGAUGUCUAUGAUCUUGAGCUCACAGCGGUGAAGGACAACACGGAGCUGAGGAAGCUUUUGAUCGAGACAACCAGCAAGUCCAUCAUCAUAAUUGAGGACAUUGAUUGCUCGCUUGAUCUUACUGGUCAGAGGAAGAAGAUCAAAACAGAGAAAUCUUCAGAUGACGAGAACGAGAAGCUGAGAAAAGAAAUUGCCAAGAAAGAGGCAAAAGAAGAGGGUAGCGGCGGCAAAGUCACCCUUUCAGGGCUGCUGAAUUUCAUUGAUGGGCUGUGGUCUGCUUCUGGGGGAGAGAGGCUGAUUGUUUUUACUACCAAUUAUGUGGAGAAGCUGGAUCCGGCACUCAUAAGAAGAGGCAGAAUGGACAAGCAUAUUGAGCUCUCUUACUGCAGUUUCGAGGGGUUUAAGGUGCUUGCAAAGAAUUACUUGGAUCUUGAAAUGCAUCCCAUGUUUGAUGCCGUUCAGAGGUUGAUUGGGGAGACCAAGAUCACCCCUGCUGAUGUUGCGGAGAGCCUUAUGCCAAAGUCCUUGCUGGAUGAUGCAGAGACAUGUCUAUCAAAUUUGAUACAGGCUCUUGAGGAAGCGAAGGAGAAGGCAGCAAAGAAGAAAGAUGAAGACGUGAAAGAGAUAGAUACAACCAUGGAAGAUGCUGUUCAGACUAAAGUGGACGAAGAAACUGAAAAAACCACUGUGAAUUAGAAAUGCACAAUUUGGAAAUAAUUUUCGUGUAAAACAUUUGUGGCCAAGUGCCAAGAUUAUGGGGUUAAUCUCUUGCAGAAAUUGCGCCAAAACAACA